Acytostelium subglobosum LB1 is the source of this 2496-nucleotide messenger RNA. RefSeq lists its product as hypothetical. The record is from RefSeq and is a predicted model, not a curated record. The transcript has 14 exons. Bases 1 to 2496 code for a protein of 831 amino acids. NCBI's taxonomy places the organism in Eukaryota, Evosea, Eumycetozoa, Acytosteliales, Acytosteliaceae.
AUGUUGGAUACAGCCAAUAACACUAAAUUAGUAUCAAUUCAAAUACAUAAUAGUAUAGAGAUAAUAAUCAAGUUUGAUGUCAACUAUCCACAAUUCAUAAAGAAAGGAGGAUUUGAAUUUGUCAAUAUUACCAUUGAUUCUGAUGUACCUGAGCAGUUUCUACAACGUUGUAGAUUGAUCAGACUUCAGAAAAUAACAUUCACAGACCCAUCAUAUCAGAUCAAUCUCAAUCCAUCAAUAUCCUACCCACUCAUGCAAGAUCUGAACAUAAUGUACCCUGAACACCAGACACGGUAUACAUCCUUUACAAUAAGUGACUUUACACUUCCAGCUUUAUAUCCUACCAACCCAGUAUUCAUCUCUUCAUACAAUCCAAUUGACCUCUACUUCAAUCAUACUACUCUACAGAGAGUAUAUUAUGAGAGAGUUGAUCAUUGGGCUACACCAAAGGGUAACUUUUACUUUAUUAAUGCUCCUGCAUUGGAUUAUCUGGAUAUAUUUGGAUCAAAUAUUAUACCUUCGGAUCUUAGAACUAUUGUCCCAAAACUAGAGAAUUUUAUUGUAUCCAAUAUCAAUGAUGUCCAACUGGUACCUUUAUUGGAACUUGAUCAGAGUGAUUCCAAAUUGUCAACAUAUCCUCCUUUGAACACAUUCAAGGAUAAUUCCCAAACUUAUGAAACAAUAAUAUGGGAUGCCAGUAACAACAACUUUACAGGUCCACUACCAGAGUUUAAUAUAACUCGACUGACCUUUAGCAAUAAUCCAUUCUUUGCUGGACCAAUUCCAGAUAGUUAUUGUCGUGCUGCUACAGUCAGUUUCACUGGCACCGCUCUUACCAAUAAGUCUAGGAUACCUGAUUGUUUCUUCUGUGCUUGGAGUGAUAUGCAAUCAUCCUUCCCUCCUAUGCAAAUUGACCUCUCUACCUUUAUUUGUAAUACAACACUUGAUACAACAAAGUAUGUCAAGUUACCAACAGAGAAUUCAAUUACAAUCAGAGGCAAGAAUCUUGGAUAUGGUCAAGAUAUUCAGACACCUGGUCUCACUCUCCUUUUACCAAAUGAACGAUUCAAAUACAAUGUUGCCAGUCCUUCUGGAUCACAAUCAUUGGUAUUCUCUCAAAAGUACUCAAUAUCCAGGAGUGUCUCAUGGGUGACUGAUGCAACGGUGAUCACCAAGGCUUCAGUUGAUAAGUUUUAUGAUCAAUGGUUGAUCAAGAUAUUAGGUACUUUUGAUGUCACUCUUACUUAUAAUCUAAAGUAUAAUGGUGUGACCACAUCAUUGACUGUCAGUGCAUCAAUGCUAAGUGCCAAUGUGAGCACAACAACAACAGCAUUCCCCAACACAAACAACCGAAUAACUAUCUCAAACAUCAAUCAAGACAUUGAUUACAACAUGGUCAAUUAUCAGUAUCCAUCAAUUUCAUCAUUCACUCCAACCAAAGUGAGUAGUACAAGUAUAUCAUUCUUUGGAUUCUUUGUCCCCGAUGAGAUACCAGAUGAUUGUGGCACUCAAUCAUUAUGCAAUGGCAAUGGCAACUGUGUAGCUGGACAAUGUCAAUGUUUGAAUGGCUUUGGAGGUCACUAUUGUGAGUCGACACUCACACCUGGUAGCGUGGAUGUCAUCUCAAACACUUCAAGUCCAAGCACAACGAUCAAGGCUGGCAACGAGACAUUCAUGUUUGCCAUUGUUGGAGUACAAGAGUUGAACAACUUUGGUGAGGUGGUCUAUGUUGUAUCAACACAAGACAACGUAUCAUUCAACACAAUCACAUCAACUGGAGUGACAUCUUAUGUGUACAACAUCACUUCACCAACUCCCGAUCAAUCAGACCUCAGUGUUGCACUUCAGAUUGAUGUGUUCUCCAGUUCAAGGACCAUUGAGUUUGCUGGACAAACAGUUGUGUACCCUGCCAACUCUGUCAAGGUGACCGUGACCAUCGAUCAAUGGACAUUCAAGUCGAACUUGAACUCACUUCGAGUGUUGCUUCACAAGGAUGGAUCAUUGAUCAAUGACACCAGUCGUUGUGGAACAAAGAAUGUGGUGUCAAUCGAUCAAUUGGACAAUGUCCAAUACCUCAAGGUGAUCAACAGCAAUGGUGUCGAACUAUUUGGUCGGUUCCUACAUUAUGCAUUGUCCGAUGGUAGACCGGCCAUCUCACGCAAUGAGAUCAUCAACACCUCCGAUACAUCUACAUUGAUCGGUAUCAAUCUCCCACAUUGUCUUCAACGAUGUAUAGUUGAUCCAGACUUCUCUGUAUUGUUUGAUCAGGCCAAUGUUCUUGAUCCAAACUCUGAUUGUAAUGACAACAGCAAAGAUGGAGAUGGUACCAAGGUAUCAUGGAAGUUGAUCGUCAUCACUGUAGUGCCCAUAGUUGGAGGCAUCAUCUUUAUCACACUCAUUGCAGUACUGAUCAUUCACAAACUACAUGGUCGUCGACUUGGUGACGUAGUCUCACACAAGCUACACAAGAUGUCCAACAAGGGCAAGAGUUACUGA